UAUGGCUCAUUGGAUGAAGUAUAUCAUACUGCUGGCAGUUCUGACCAGCGUCUGUCGAGGUCAGGACUGUUGUUGUGAUGACACCAACAACGCUGUCUGCGGGGACGACGGCAACACCUACACCAACGAAUGUUUCCUCUCCUGUGCCGGUGCGACGAAGGUAUCCGACGGAGAAUGUGCCAAGGUCUGUGCCUGUACAAAACUCCUUUUACCAGUCUGCGGCAGUGAUGGCGUGACUUAUGGCAACCAAUGCCUCAUGGAUUGUCAAGGUGUGACGAAGGAAUCCGACGGAGAAUGUCCCAAGGUUUGCACCUGUCCAAAACAGCUUUCACAUGUCUGCGGCAGUGAUGGCGUGACUUAUGACAACGAAUGCCAGCUGGAGUGUCAAGGUGCGACGAAGGAAUCCGACGGAGAAUGCCCGACGCUUUGUGCAUGUCCUGUUGUCCUUUCACGUGUCUGCGGCAGUGAUGGCGUGACUUAUGACAACGAAUGCCAGCUGGAUUGUCAAGGUGCGACGAGGGUGUCCGACGGCGAAUGUCCCAAGGUUUGUCUCUGUCCACUUAUCUUUGCACCUAUCUGCGGCAGUGAUGGCGUGACUUAUGACAACGAAUGCCAGCUGGAGUGCCAAGGUGCGACGAAGGAAUCCGACGGAGAAUGCCCGACGCUUUGUGCAUGUCCUGUUGUCCUUUCACGUGUCUGCGGCAGUGAUGGCGUGACUUAUGACAACGAAUGCCAGCUGGAUUGUCAAGGUGCGACGAGGGUGUCCGACGGCGAAUGUCCCAAGGUUUGUCUCUGUCCACUUAUCUUUGCACCUAUCUGCGGCAGUGAUGGCGUGACUUAUGACAACGAAUGCCAGCUGGAGUGCCAAGGUACGACGAAGGAAUCCGACGGAGAAUGUCCGAAGGUUUGUGCCUGUACAAAAGACCAUGCACCUGUCUGUGGCAGUGAUGACGUGACUUAUGACAACCUCUGCCAGCUGCAGUGUCAAAGUGGAGUCACCAUAGUCGGACUUGGGCACUGUGGAUGAACGUGAUUGAGAAAAGCUGCAAAUAUUCUUGGGGUUUUUUGGGUUUUUUAAAUGGUUAUUUUCAAAGUAUCACCAAUGUAUCAUAAACUCUGAUUACAAAUACUGGUUUUAGAAAUAAUCAAUAACUUACUGUUACUCCACUUAAUCAAUAGUUCAAUAAACCUUAUAUCAAAACG
Messenger RNA from Haliotis rubra (blacklip abalone), 1203 nucleotides. RefSeq names its product ovoinhibitor-like. The record is from RefSeq and is a predicted model, not a curated record. NCBI's taxonomy places the organism in Eukaryota, Metazoa, Mollusca, Gastropoda, Lepetellida, Haliotidae. The transcript has 10 exons. Gene Ontology annotation, molecular function: protein binding. Bases 2 to 1027 code for a protein of 341 amino acids.